This is a messenger RNA of Coregonus clupeaformis (lake whitefish), 2571 nucleotides long. RefSeq names its product galactose-3-O-sulfotransferase 2-like. Gene Ontology annotation, biological process: glycolipid biosynthetic process. Gene Ontology annotation, molecular function: galactosylceramide sulfotransferase activity. The record is from RefSeq and is a predicted model, not a curated record. NCBI's taxonomy places the organism in Eukaryota, Metazoa, Chordata, Actinopteri, Salmoniformes, Salmonidae. Gene Ontology annotation, cellular component: membrane. The transcript is spliced from 6 exons. Bases 293 to 1714 code for a protein of 473 amino acids.
CUUGUUUGUGUGACUCCCUCGCCUCUCAUCACACAACACAAAGCAUACCACUCUCUCUCCCCGUCCAAACAAGUUUUAUGGCGGAGCGCUGAAGCACUUUGAGGUCGCUGGCAUGUAGGCCUAGUACUGACAAUAAUACCCGUUUUACUAUAUCUCUCGAUGGCUUGAUUAUUUUGUAGCCUAUCGUCGGUAAAGGCACGGCCAGGGCUCAAGCCUUCGAGAUGCACAGUGGCUGCUGCUGCCACCAACCACUGCACUACAACACGGACACCGCCACCGGUCCGGUUCUAUCAUGGUUUUCAAAUGGAGAGCGAGGAGGAUGCGGCUGCGGCUGGGGCUGGGGUGCUAUCGGGUGGGGCCCCUGUGGCUCUGGAAGGCCCUGCUGGUGUUCGUGGCCAUCGCCUUCGCAGGACAGCUCCUGGGAGUCAUCUACAACAAAAGCCUCCAGCAGGACAGGUUGCGGUCGCUGUUCUCGUCCGAUAGCCAGGGCCUGUCUCUGGGCUCCUGUCGGUCCCACAGCCACGUCAUGUUCCUGAAGACCCACAAGACAGCCAGCAGCACCGUCCUUAACAUUCUCUACCGAUACGGAGAGGAGAAGGACCUACGCUUCGCCCUGCCUCUGGGGUAUCAGUUUGGCUACCCCCUCCCCUUCAACGCCCACAGGGUCAAAGGUUACAGAGGGCCCCGUGUGGCAGAGUUCAGCAUCAUGGGAAACCACAUGCGCUUCAACAAACCAGAGGUAGGGAAGGUGAUGCCAGACGACACCUUCUAUUUCUCCAUCCUUCGUGACCCCGUAGCGCUCGCCGAGUCGUCCUACGCCUACUACAAAGUCGUUGCCCCUGCCUUCAAGAAAGCCAAAGGCCUGGGAGACUUCGCCGACAACCCCCUGAAGUACUAUGACCCCCGUCUCCGUAACAACCACUACGCCCGCAACCUGCUGUCGUUCGACUUCGGCCUGGACCACAACGCCAACUUCUCCACCACGCUGGCGCAACGAGGUGAAGUGGCCAUCCGACAUGCCUUCAAACUCAUACUGGUCUCGGAGUACUUCGACGAAUCCAUGAUCCUGCUCCGCCACGCCCUCUGCUGGCCUCUGGAUGCUGUCGUCUCCUUCAGCCUGAACGCCCGGCAGCAAAAGCCCAGCAAAGGCAGCUCCUGGGUGGAUAAAGCGGCUGCUGCUCAGCCCCCCGCCAUGGCUCUCACAGACAACCAACGCCAGAAGCUCCGGGAGUGGAACGCCCUGGACUGGCACCUCUAUCAGGCAUUCAACCGCUCCUUCUGGGAUGAAGUGGAUCGCUUUGGGAGAGCCAGGAUGGACCAAGAGGUUGUUCUACUCCAGACCCGCCGGAAGUUGCUGGCUAAGGCUUGCCUGAGGGACGGCGGGAGGCCGGUGGAGGCAAGCCGCAUCCGGAACAAGGCCAUCAGGCCCUUCCAGAGCGGCUUGGUGAAGAUCCUGGGAUAUGAGCUCCAGCCUGGGCUGGACAACGCUACCCGUCAAGCCUGUCUGAGGAUGAUCAGGCCGGAGAUCCAGUAUAAAGACCUGCUGGAUGCCAGGCAGUUCCGCAGGGCAGCUCCCCCAGCCUGCCCAGGCUUGGGGAGCUUAUGUGAGGAAAGACCCCUCCUCCCAACUCAGGACAGGAGAGCUGGGAGUGGGGGGAGGAGGGAGGACGGGGGAGGAGGAGAGGGACUGGGACGGGAGUCUGUUAUCUCGUAAUAAUAAUAAUAACAACAACAACCAAACAUUGGUGCGAGAUAGUGGUGAAAAGGGAGCAUAAGAUCGUUUUCCAGAAUUCAUUCUAGGUAGGGAGUGGAAAAGACUAAACCCCGACUGAGCCUGUGUAUUCUUACUCAAGCACUUGUUGAGUAUUUCUGUUACUCAAGUACUACUGAGUAUUACUCAAGUACUCCAAGAGACUCACAGGGAUAAAACCCAUUCUCCAUCCAACCAUGCUGCGCCUCCACUUUACUGUACAUUCCCAUUUUUCUGGCGUGUCUUAUCUCCUUUAUGAACGGUUAUGACUGGUUAUGACUCCUUUAUGAACAGUUAUGACUGGUUAUGACUCCUUUAUGAACAGUUAUGACUGGUUAACUCCUUUAUGACUGGUUAUGACUCCUUUAUGACUAGUUAUGACUGGUUAUGACUCCCUUAUGACUGGUUAUGACUCCCUUAUGUUCAUAUUGACUUUGUCAGGGUGCACAUUAUGGGGGAGGCAGGGGGAGCUAAGCUUCCCUGAAUGAGACAUGAGCUCCUGUAAAGGCACAAAAGUCAAACUUUGGGAGGGGGUCUCUACAUAUUGAUAAUUUGACCUAAACACGCACAGCAAGACGCAUCAAUCUCACCGCUUCUAUGGCUCAGUAUGUGUAGGCCAUAUAUCUGAUGCUGUCGGGACCAAACAUGUAUGACUGAGGGGCGGCGUUUCGCUCACUCUGCUCCUUUCUCUGGUGAGAUACAAGUAACUGCCAAAAUAAAGGACACCCCAACAUCAAGUGUCUUAAAAGGGCAUUGGGCCACCACGAGCCAGAACAGCUUCAAUGCGCCUGCCGCCAUGGCAUAGAUUCUACAAGUGUCUG